Kluyveromyces marxianus DMKU3-1042 is the source of this 1731-nucleotide messenger RNA. It is a transcript of the gene SPT20, whose product is annotated as Spt20p. Gene Ontology annotation, biological process: regulation of transcription by RNA polymerase II. Gene Ontology annotation, cellular component: SAGA complex. The record is from RefSeq and is a predicted model, not a curated record. Bases 1 to 1731 code for a protein of 576 amino acids. The transcript has a single exon. Gene Ontology annotation, molecular function: transcription coregulator activity. Lineage: Eukaryota; Fungi; Ascomycota; Saccharomycetes; Saccharomycetales; Saccharomycetaceae.
AUGAAUACGGGAGCGGGCUAUGUUCAAAACCAUAUAAAGAGCUCUGAUUCUCGUUCUUUUCCAUCGCAGCCGCAACAGGUUCCUGUCUCUUCGCCUGGCAUCUCGGUCCAACAACAACAGAGGUUACUUUAUCAACAAAGGUUAAAGCAGCAACAACAGCAACAAUUGCAUUUUGAGCAGCAGAUAUAUCAACUAUUAACUACGCUUAACAGAAAGCCUAAGAGGUUGUAUCAAUUCAAAGAAGAUCCGGAUGACCUUCUAAAAAAAUACGAACAAUUCAAACCAAGUUUCGAAUUUCACAUAUAUGAAAACAACUUUAAAAUUUGUGCUCCUGCUAAUUCCCGGUUGCAACAACAUCAAAAGACGCCUCAGAACUCAAACGAUGGUCUUAUCUUGAACAAAAAUAAUGAAGUUUUACGAGAAUUUUUGGAAUAUGUAGCAAGAGGAAUAAUACCAGAAGCCAUUAUGGAAGUGUUGCGGGAUUGUAACAUCCAAUUUUAUGAAGGCUGUUUGAUUUUACAAGUGUAUGACCAUACAAAUACCGUUGACGUAAAACAGGAAACUCCGGCAUCCGCAACUGCUCUUAAUAAAACUCCUCAACAAAACAAUGCAAACACGGGUUCAUUGACAGGUACGCCAUCUAACGCUGCAGCCGCUGGCUCCGCUGCUGUUAAAAGAGAGUAUUUAGCCAAUAACAGAAAUGGUACAGAUCCUUCUAGUGUGAAUAACAGCACUUUUAAUUCUGUGAAUAAUGGAAUCGGUAAUAAUAAAGAGAAGGAAAAUCCAGGGAAAUCAUUUACUACUUUAAAACGGCCUAGAAUGUAUCGGACUUUACUCAGACCUAACGAUUUGACACAUUAUUAUGACAUGCUCUCAUAUGCAGACCAUACCAGAUUUCCAGACUCGAUGUACCAACAACUUGAAUCUGAAAUACUCACUUUAACAAAACGGAACCUUAAUCUAGAUACACCGAUGAACCCAUAUGCAAACAGAGAUCUUGUUAGUGAUGACGAGUUUUUGAAUCCUACUUUCAAUGAAGAAAAACAAAAUUGGGAAUUUCCGCACAGAAAACUUUGUACUGAACCCUUUACAAAAGGUGCUAUCGAUCAUGUUGAACUACAUGAAGAACUUCCACAGCAUAGCUCUACCUAUGAACAAUUAAUGUUGAUCCUUAGUGAAAAGACAACGAAUACUACCGCGUCUACUUUGGCUGCAUCUUUGAUGAAAAAGGCCGAAGCAAGUGCAGCUCGUAAGGCAGCAACUAGUGGGAAAACAUCCGCAUCACCAGUUGGCGUGAAUUCUAAUGGAGUUGCUGCCGCUGCCGCCGCGGUUGGGAGUGGAGCAAAUGCUGACGCACAGCAAUUUAGUAGGUUAAAGAUUAUAGAACACUGGAGGAUAGAGAAAGAAAGAAGGAAACAUCAGAGUGUGAAUUCAAACAUGGUUCCUAGUGCAUAUAAUACCAGAAUAUCCAUGGGUAACCCAAUGUCGCCAAACAGAGUCGCUCAACAAAAAGGAGAUAACCAAUCGGGCAAUCAAGGCUCAGCAUCUACCACGAACAAGAAAACAGGUGUGGACGGUGAAGAGAAACCGAAGGCUAAGAGAGGGCGUAAGGCAACCAAGAAAGCAGCAGAUGGAUCUGCACCAACACCUAAAAAGAGAGCUACUACUAAAAAGAAGGCAGCUGCUGCAGCUGCUGCCGCUGCCGCUGCUGGAACCCCAGGGUCAACAUAA